Messenger RNA from Caenorhabditis elegans, 4538 nucleotides. Lineage: Eukaryota; Metazoa; Nematoda; Chromadorea; Rhabditida; Rhabditidae. The record is from the annotation of a RefSeq genome assembly.
AUGUUCAGAAAGUUGAUCAAUCUUUUACGAAAAGAUGUGCUGCUGAUGAGAAGAUCGAAAACAUGGACAGCGUUUGAAAUUCUUUUACCGCUACUUUUUCUCAUUGCUCCUCCAGUUGUAUAUGAAGCUUUAAGGGAGGGGCCGGGUUUAAAAUCCGGGGGCAAUUGGUCUCCUGCUAGGGAAGUGAAUAUUAAUGAUGUAACACACAAAUACUCGCUCAAAUGUGGAAGUCCGAGAAUCGAUAACUUUGAGAACUUCUUCGAAGAUUAUUCGGUGGAAUGGAAUAGCGUCACUCAGUCACUGACUAACAAGACAAAACAUGACAGGGAAUCAAUUAUAGCUGCUGUUCGGAAUUGCACGAAUUUUGCUUAUAUAUUACAAGCUGACAAGAGUAGCACUAUCAUUCUCCCUUCUGAAGAUGGAAGAAAGGAAUACGGAUUCUACCGUUACAUUUAUUUGAUUAACAAGAUUUUGUUUGGUUUAGCUGAACGAACGAGCAAAACUGCGAGAGUUGAAAAUUUCAAUAGUCAACUUUACACUCUUCCAGUGGAUUCUAGCUCAUCUACAGGAAAACUUUUGGUUUUUACGAUCUUCCCUCUUAUUUUCGGAAUUUGUAUGACAAUGCCAGUUUUGGCCACUGCCAGAACAUUGGUUACGGAGAAAAGUUCUGUUACACCUUACCUGAGUACAAUUGGUCUUCCAAUUUGGAUAUUUUAUAUGGAGCAUUUUAUAUUUGGAGUUUUGAAAACUACAUUUCUCAUCACACUUUUCUCAAUUCUCUGGCCCCUUCUCUUUGAACCAGUAUCGAUGUACGUCCUGAUCGGGAUCUUCUUUUACACUUUCAACGUCAUCUCAUUUGCUGUAUUCUUCUCAUCAAUCUUUCCAUUUCCGAAACGAAUUGUUGAAGCAUUGAUUCUCAUCUGGCUAUUUUCAUUCAUAUUACCAAUGAUUUAUCCAGCAUACGGUGGUCUGACAUGGGUUGUGUCAUUGACACCGAAUUAUGCACUAAAGAAUUUCCUUGGAGCAAUUGUUCUUGCGGAAGAGGGAAGUGGUUAGUUAAACAAAGUUUUUUUUAGAUCUUUGGAAGGGAUACAAUUAUCCUAGAUACAAGAGUUGCAAUAAGUCAUCUGUUCUGGUCGAAAACUACAACUCUUCAGUGUUCGGCAGUUUAUGUUGGAUUCAUGAUAUUCAAUACUGUUUGGAUGCUCAUUUCUGCGAUUUUCAUCGAGAAACUGAUAACUUCUGUAGGACAUUUUGUGCUGAAAACGUUUUGGGGAGUAUUUGCAAAAGGAAAUGGAAAAGAGUCAAAAAUGGUGAAAGAGAAGGAUGUAGGAGAUCGAUCAACUAUUCUUAAUUGCCAAGAGAAACUGGAUGGUAGAUUGAAUGCUGUUGCAGAUAUUGAGUUGAGUGGAUUGGUAAAAGUUUACACGAAUGGAGAAAAGGCAGUGAACGGAUUAUCACUGCGAGCUAUAAGAGGUCAAGUAUCAAUUCUUUUGGGGCAUAAUGGUUGUGGAAAAAGUACAACAUUUGGAAUGAUAACCGGAAUGCAUAAGGCAACGGAAGGAAGAGUUAUCAUCGGUGGAAUCGAUGCAAACUCACACCGAGCAGCAGCACGGAAAAUGAUUGGUUAUUGUCCACAGUAUAAUCCACUCUAUGAUAAACUAACUGUAAUGGAACAUUUGAAACUUGUGAAUGCAUUGAAAGGAGGAAGCAAAUUAACAUUCAAGGUGGAAGCAGAUAGUUUAUUGCAGCAAAUUGAGUUAACUGAUAAGCGGGACACGUUGGCUAAGAAUUUAUCGGGUGGAAUGAAGCGAAAGCUUUGUGUUUGCAUGGCAAUGAUUGGUGGAAGUCGUGUGAUCCUUUUGGAUGAACCAACUGCAGGAAUGGAUCCAUCGGCUCGUAUUGAUGUUCAGAGAAUGCUGGCGUUGGUGAAAGCCGACAGAACAAUUCUUCUAACAACACAUUAUAUGGAUGAAGCCGAGAAGUUGGGAGACUGGAUUUUUGUAAUGUCACAUGGAAAAAUGGCAGCCUCCGGGUCAAAUCAUUAUUUAAAGCAAAAAUACGGAAGUGGAAUGUUGCUCACAAUAGUUUUCAAGAAUAUUCAUGAUCCGAAGAAGUCAUACGAAUCAGCUUACAGUGUCUGCAAAGCAGUUUGUUCAACAGCGGUGGUGAAAGAUGAACGAGGACAAAUGAUGGAAAUAAGUGUGUCGGAAUCUGAAAAAUCGCGGCUCCCAACACUUCUGAAAAUACUUGAAGCUAUAACGGAUGGUAAUAACAGUACUCCAGAGUUUAAAGCACUUGGAGCUAAUGUGCAGGACAAUGCCAGAAAGUUGGAGUUGGCAACAAUUGGUAUCUCAAUGAGCUCAUUGGAACAAGUUUUCAUCAAGAUUGGAGAUGAUUGUGAUAAUAUGAUCAAUGGUACAACAGGAGCUAAUAGACAGAAGGAGCGUAGUGAAAAGUUCAAAAGAUUGAUUCAGGAAAAAAUAAAACCGCCGAGAAGAGGUUUUCGAAAAGUUUUGAUGGUUAUCAUAGCUUUGCUGCAGAAAAGAGCUUAUUAUCUCUACCGUAAUCCUGUCCAAGUUCUACUUCAAAUCAUACCCCUCUUCUGACUCUUUGGAUGUUUGCAGAACUAUUUUCGAGCCUAGAGUCGGAUUCAUCAAAACUCAUUGAAAUGGAAUCCCUAGACUUGUCUCAAUAUCCAGAGUCUACGAUUCUAGUACAAGUUGAGGAUGAAAAGGACAAUCGCCUCAUGGAAUAUCUCAAUAACUUUCCGAAUCUGUACAAAAUCAAGGUGGAUUAUAAUGCGGAUGUAGAUCGGCUGGUCAGGAAAUAUUCAAUGGGAUUCCAACAACUCGGAUUUGUUAUAAAAGUAGACAAACUUGGCAACACACUCGUAUACUACGGAAAGGAAGAGAGUGAUGUAUUCAACAAAAAACCGGAAAUUUUAAUGAACCUGCUUGCGUCUUGCAUGUACUUAAGAUCUUAUGGGGCGUGGUGUUUUUAUGGGACUUUGUGCUGUUCACAUUGAUAAUGUUGUACACUAUUGUGUUUGUGCUAGGAUUUGGAGUACUGCAAGGACAUAUCCAUGAAAUAGUCAUAAUCUUCUACUCGUUUUUGCUCUAUUUCGUUUCACUUGUAUACUUAACAGCUAGCCUAAUCAAUACCCCGACGAAAGGAUCAUUACUUCUUUAUGUAUUCUGUCUCACCACUUACAUGAUGUACUUUUUGAUAGUUUUAGCUACCAAGGGAAGUGAUAGGUAUCGCGAUCUUUUUAUGUGCAUAACUCAUUUUGUCAAUCCAACAGUUGGGUUUAUUAUGGGAAUAUAUAAAAUCGCAGCGAGUACCUAUGAGAACUCUGGAUUGGCGGAAACAAUGCAUAAUUCAGCAAGCCUAUGGGAUUUUAAUGGUCUAGUGAUCGAACUCGCUUUUAUCAUUGCUGCAGCAUUUCUAUUCACUCUAUUGCUGUGCUGUAUCACUAUGAAACCGAUUCGCCGAGCAUGUUUCUUGUGUUGCCAUAGAAGAUCAAGACUACGACAACGGAUGAAAUACAAGGGACUGGAAUCGUGUAGAGCUGUGCAAGAGGAAGAGGCGAUGGUUCAGAACAUUGAUAAGGCUGAUAAGAUUCUUGUGAUUAAUGGUCUUAUCAAAGAUUUUGGCAAAUUCCGUGCUGUUAACGGGCUCUCCGUAACUGUCGAUCAUGAGGAAUGCUUUGGAAUGCUCGGAGCAAAUGGAGCAGGAAAAACUACAACUUUUGACAUCAUCACUGGAUUGACAAUGCCGACUGGAGGCCGUGUUACCAUCGAUGGACAUGACAUUAGUAGAACCAUUCACAUUGGAUACUGUCCGCAAUUUGAUGCGAUGCUUCAGCAAAUCUCGUGCAGGGAAACAUUGAUGAUUAUGGCAAAAUUCCAAGGAUAUGCAAAUGUGUCUGAAGUCGUCGAUUUAGUUCUGGAUUGUGUAGGAAUGGCAGAUUUCGGGAAUAAGCUAGUCAAAAAUUGCAGUGGUGGUCAAAAGCGCAAAAUCUCCGUUGGCAUCGCUUUGAUGUCUCGUGCCACGUGUAUCAUUCUUGACGAACCGACUGCUGGAAUCGAUCCACGUGCUCGUCGUGAAAUUUGGGAUAUUAUUCAUGAGAUGAGAGAACAAGCGAAAUGCUCAAUUGUGCUCACGUCUCACUCGAUGGAAGAAUGUGAAGCCUUGUGCACUCGAAUCGGAAUUCUUAGAAAUGGAGAGAUGAUCGCGUUGGGAACCAGUCAGUCAUUGAAGUCACAGUACGGGAACACUUAUAUGAUGACACUUAUUCUGAACAAGUUGGAGGAUAGGAAGUCUGUCUGUCAAAUUGUCAAAGCAGAUAUGCCGUAUGCAACGCUGAAAACUCCCGAAUCCAGUUUGACUACUAGCAUUGUUUGGGAGAUUCCCAAGAAAAAGUCGGAUAAAUGGUCGGUAAAGUAUGAUCAAGUGGAGGCGCUCGCCAGAAAAGUUAGAGCAAGAGAUUACACGUUGACGCUACAACGGAAGCAGAAAAAUUCUGAAAUUUAGUG